GCCGUCAUGUCAUCCUGAGAGGGACUGCGUUUUCUCGCAUAACCAACUCUUUUUCCAUUGCAAUACAUGUUCCAAAAUGGCUUUGACAAAAAAGAGUCGUCGUCUUGUUUUUCGUUGUUACGUUCUAACACUAUACGCAACGCUCCUUCUCUCAUUUCUCGAGCUAAAACCGUCGUUGGAACUGCUAGCUCGAGGAGAAGAUCAAGAUGAAGAAAGGGACGAAGAGGAGCGAAAGGAAGACGUGCGUGAUUUGAUUUGCAAGUUGGGAUUAAAAGCUGAAUGA
Messenger RNA from Arabidopsis thaliana (thale cress), 283 nucleotides. RefSeq lists its product as uncharacterized. The transcript is spliced from 3 exons. The coding region runs from base 77 to 283 and encodes 68 amino acids. Lineage: Eukaryota; Viridiplantae; Streptophyta; Magnoliopsida; Brassicales; Brassicaceae. The record is from RefSeq and is marked reviewed.